Molecule: messenger RNA, 2157 nt
Organism: Orbilia oligospora ATCC 24927
Lineage: Eukaryota; Fungi; Ascomycota; Orbiliomycetes; Orbiliales; Orbiliaceae
Exons: 2
Coding region: 1-2157 (718 amino acids)
Source: RefSeq, a predicted model, not a curated record
AUGAAGGGUGCAAUCCAAUUCCUCGGAGCCUUGGCUGCAGUUCAGGCAGUUUCCGCUACCUAUAUCGACUGGACACAACCUUUCAACAGCUACGACUGCGGUGGAAAGCAAUGCGGUGGCCGUCCAAAGUUCGAGCCUCCAGCAUACUCCAAUGAGAGAUGUACCCCACAGCAGAACACCGGAUACGAUUUCUCUGAUGCUCCAGAUGGUGAUUUGCCAAAGUACGAUGACUUUGACUUCUCUGGAUACAAGUGCCAAAAGAGCAAGCUCCAGAGGAGAUCCGGACGUGGCAGUGGAAGCAAAUGCGCUUCCUCCUACGUCGAGCCAGAGACCUACAGCAAUGAAAUCAAGUGCGGCAAGAAGUUCUCUGUUGACGAAUUCGACAUCUCUUUGGAGUACGAGUCCGUUAUUGAAUUCCACUAUGGCAUGCCUGACGGUUCCAGCUGCAAGCACGUCAGCAAGUGCGGAACUGGUAUCACUCCUGUCAAGAACACCCAGUGCGGUGGAGCCAAGAGCGUGAAGUGCAAGAUCCACAAGAGCUCCCAGAACAAGAAGAAGUGCAAGUUCAAUAUCCAUCAUAUCAAGUUCCGAUGUGACAAGCCAAGCACUACUUCCGCCCCUGUUCCAGCUACAACCAGCGAGCCAGCUCCAUGCACUGAGUACUCUUGCACUGCUACUGACACUACUACCGAACCUGCUCCAACUGAGCCUGCCCCAACUGAGCCAGCUCCAUGCACUGAGUACUCCUGCACUGCUACUGAUACCACCACCGAGCCUGCUCCAACUGAACCUGCUCCAUGCACUGAGUACUCUUGCACUGCUACCGACACUACCACUGAGCCCGCUCCAUGCACUGAGUACUCUUGCACUGCUACUGAUACUACCACCGAGCCAGCUCCAACUGAGCCAGCCCCAACCGAGCCAGCUCCAUGCACUGAGUACUCUUGCACUGCUACCGACACCACCACCGAGCCUGCUCCAACUGAGCCUGCCCCAACCGAGCCAGCUCCAUGCACUGAGUACUCUUGCACUGCUACUGAUACUACCACCGAGCCUGCUCCAACUGAACCUGCUCCAUGCACUGAGUACUCCUGCACUGCCACCGAGACUACUUCUGAAGCCGUCCCAACCACUACUGACGAGGCUCCAUGCACUGACUACUCUUGCACCGCUACUGAGGCCGUCCCAACUACUACUGACGAGGCUCCUUGCACUGAGUACUCCUGCACCGGUGUUCCAACUUCUGAGGCUGUUCCAACCACUUCUGACGACGUCCCCACUACCACUGAUGUCUAUAUUCCACCCACUGAUGUCUAUGUCCCACCCACUGACAUCUACGUCCCACCUGCCAACACCAGCAUCCCAUACGAGACUCCUUCUCCAAGCGAGACUGAGACCCUCCCCCCAAGCGGAACUGAUGUCUACACUACCUUGCCCAGCGUUCCAGUUGAGACCGGCUGCCCACCAGUCCUCCCACAAUGUAUGGAGACCUGGACCAAGAUUACCCAGUGUGUCAACAGCGGUGAUGUCAAGUGUCUUUGCCCCAACCCAGAGUACAUCAAGAGCGUCGCUGAGUGCGUUGAAGCCUGGGGUGUCGAUGAUGACGAAGUCGCCAAGGCUCUCGAGUAUAUGCAAGGUCUCUGCGCUGAGCACAUCCCAGAGAAUCCAGCCAUUGUUACCUGCGUUCCUACCUAUGUCACUCUUCCACCAGUCACCACCGGUGCCUCCACCGUCACUGUCUCUACCACCGUCGUUGUUCCAGUCACCACUGCUUCACCAGAAGAGACCAACAAGCCAGGCUACGUUCCAGUCUUCACCACUGAGACUGUUAUCAGGACCGUCACCGUCUGCCCAGUCAAGCUUGUCACCACCGAGCCAUCCAAGCCAGUUCUCGUUCCAGGAACCAUCACUGCUCCUCCAUACGUUCCACCAACUGCUCCAGCUACCAUCCCGGCCACUGUCCCAGCUGAGGCUACUACCCCACCAGUUGAAUAUGCACCAUCUACCUUGAUGACUGCCUACCCAACUGUUCCAGUUCCGGUUAACAACACCACUCCAAACCCACCAAUCGCCACUGGCGCUGCUUCUUCCUUCAAGGCCUUCAGCACCGUCAUGCUUGCCGGUGUCAUUGGUCUCACUGCCUUGAUCAUGGCUUAA